UACGCCAGUGGCACACGAGCUGCCGUCUCGAAAGGUGGUCGCGAUCGACAAUACGGUAUUCCACGAUCUUUUCACGCUUGAUUCAUAUUUGAAAAGCAGCGGUCGUACAGUGGAUACGAUAAUCGUGUUAACGGAAUCUAACAGUAAAAAGAACAAACAGUUCGUGAAGAGAAGAGAAGAGAGUCGAUCGAGUUCGAUCCACUAUAGUUGAAUUUAUGGAAAGAUAAAAUGAAUGAAAAUUAAUCCGAUAGUUGGAAAUUUUUUAUCGCGCAAGUUAUAUAUCGAGGAGGAGGUUCUCGAAUGAGAUUUUCGUGACUCGUACGCAUUAAUUGGAAGGAAACACGUAAUGAGAAAGGAACGAUCGUAAGUUUCGACGGAGGAUCGAUCGCGUCGAGGUGUUUACGAAACGUUCGUAGGAUACGAUUUGCUUGGAUUCGAACAAAGAGGUAUCACGAUUGGGUGAAAAGUGAAUAUUCGCUGUCGUUCGCACUCUCUCUUUCCAACUUUUUCCAGGGACCGAUUUAAUGCGCCGAAACAGGGCGUGAAGUUUGGAUUCGAGGACUCGCUCUAGAUUCAACGGUGAAGCUUCAAAAUGAACGCAUACCUGCUAUUCCUGACUUUAUUAAUUAAUCAUGUUUACGCGCGUGAUAUUGAUUACUGUUUUAAAGAAGAGAAUGAUCCGUAUUUAUACAUGGGCACUAAAACUGCCUACCAUUUUGUCUAUCACAAAGACCGGUUUCAAGAAGUGCCUAAUUGCCACGCAAAGCAAAUUUGGAUGCUCGUUACGCAUGGUACACGAUGCCCAGAAGAGUCAGAAAUCAUCGAAAUGCUCAAACUAACAGAUCUUCAAACUCAAAUAAUUAACAAUCACGAAUCACGAAACAAUGGACACAUGUGCAACAAAGAUUUAGACAAUUUGAAAAAAUGGAAGCCGAGGGAGUAUAUCGUGUUCGAGCGGGCGAAAGUUCUGGCACCACAGGGUGUGGAGGAUAUGAGGUUGCUCGCGAGACGAUUGCAAAGUAGUUUUCCCCGUCUUCUGCAACCGAACAGUAAUGAGAACAUUACCGACCAAGAUUACGUGUUCAAAGAAUCCGAUGCGCAUAACAGUUUGGGCGCGUUUAUGGAGGGAUUGUUCAAGGAUAGAAACGCGGUGCAGGUGGAAAAAGUUCCAGAAAAUGACACUUUGCUCACGAUGUACAAAACGUGCGAUUCGUGGGAAUACAACAACAUUUCCUACGACGAGGUAAUCUCCUUCGAGCAGGGCAAAGAUUUCAGAAAUCUCGUGGAGAACGUCAGCCGACGCCUCGGAUUUUUGUACAACAUUUCCAAAGAUUCGAUUCUAACGAUGUACGAUAUGUGCCGUUACGAAAAGGCGUGGACAGUGACGCAACUCUCUCCUUGGUGUGCCGUUUUCAGCAAAGAGGAACUUCAUGUACUCGAGUAUCGCGAGGAUCUCUACUAUUAUUACAAAGCCGGAUAUGGACGUGAAAUCAAUGCUCGGCUAGGAUGCACGCUUUUGCAAGACAUGAUGAAUCACUUUUGGAAAGUGGAACAGGAGAACGAAUCGAACGAGUCGAACCACCCCAAAGGCGUAUUCUAUUUUAGCGAUACUAUAAGUCUGCUGAAUCUUCUGACAACAUUGAACAUUAAUAAAGAUCAAAUGCAAUUGACGGCUUUUAAUUACAAGGAAAUGGCGAAACGUCAAUGGAGAACAUCCUUCAUAUCGUCUUUCGCAGCAAAUCUUGUCGCUAUAUUUUACAAAUGCGAGGCUAGCGACCAACCGAACAAAGUGAUGUUUUACCUGGCCGAAAAAUUGGUCAUGCUCGACGAAUGUCACGUGGGUCUCUGCGAUUGGGAAUAUCUGAAGCAAAAGUUCAAUCCUGUUCUCAAACAGUGCGAUAUGAAAAUUUGUUGGAACGGUGUCGCCAUUUCUCUGCCCAAUUUCGUUCUCCUUACUCUCUCAUGCUUCUCUUUAAUCUUCAUCAGGGAAUAGAAAGAACGGUAUACGUAUAUAUAUAUAUGUUCUCUUUAUUCGUAAUUUAAAAAGAAUAAACGCAUAAUACGUGAAUCACAAGAAAGCGGAGGCAUUUGAGAGUAAAACUUACGAAAUCUUUCCCCUGUGGAAAAAUAUUUUUCCAACACACAGCUUUGAGAAUAUGUUCAAGAGCGAUUGUGUAAUUUUAUCGAAAUUAACUUAUCGAUAAUCACUCUCCACACGUUUUACUCUCAAACGUAUUUACACACCUUAACACAAGUAUCGAAUUAACCGUAAUUAUAGCUUUAAAUUUAAU
This is a messenger RNA of Apis florea (little honeybee), 2291 nucleotides long. RefSeq names its product multiple inositol polyphosphate phosphatase 1. Gene Ontology annotation, molecular function: acid phosphatase activity; inositol phosphate phosphatase activity. Lineage: Eukaryota; Metazoa; Arthropoda; Insecta; Hymenoptera; Apidae. The record is from RefSeq and is a predicted model, not a curated record.